AGCCAUCCAGCUUUUGAUAGCACAUUAUCCAUAAGAGCUGACUGGGGAAAGUAACAAAAGCAGAAUGGCAUUACGGUUUGAAGCAUCGUGUCCAGAGGGGUUUUGUCCAGGAUGGAGUAUCACAGUAAAAGGACAGCCAGCUGUAAGCGCAAAGAGUUUUGAAAUCAAUUUCCUCUGUGACAUGGAUGAUCGUAUUGCCUUCCAUUUUAACCCUCGCUUUUCUGAUUUGGACAUCAUCUGUAACACCUUCAAAUCUAAUCGCUGGGGUAAGGAAGAAAGGUCGAAUACAUUUCACUUUGACGCAGAGGAGCCAUUCCAGGUGGAAAUCUUCUCAGACAGGAGUCACUUCCAUGUCUUUGUCGAUGAGAAUAAAGUGGUGCAGUACCAACAUCGCAUAGAAGACCUCCAGGCCAUCACUCGUGUGCAAAUCGUUAAUGACAUCAGCAUCACAUCAGUGGAAAUUGCAAAAAAGCCUGAUUAUUAGGGAUGCAGUCAGAAGGAAAUCAUAUAGAAAAGGGGACUCGAGGCUGUCAUAGCUGUGACUCCGCAUUGAUGUAAUAAGCUGAGUUUCUUGUAAUUUUCUGUCAUAGCUGUGACUCUGCAUUGAUGUAAUAAGCUGAGUUUCUUGUAAUUUUAUGUCAUAGCUGUGACCCUGCAGUGAUGUAAUAAGCUGAGUUUCUUGUAAUUUUAUGUCAUAGCUGUGACCCUGCAAAGAUGUAAUAAGCUUGAGUUUCUUGUAAUGUUAUGUCAUAGCUGUAUCCCUGCAGUGAUGUAAUAAGCUGAGUUUCUUGUAAUUUUAUGUCAUAGCUGUGACUCUGCAUUGAAGUAAUAAGAUGAGUUUCUUGUAAUUUUAUGUCAUAGCUGUGACUCUGCAUUGAUGUAAUAAGCUGAGUUUCUUGUAAUUUUAUGUCAUAGCUGUGACCCUGCAGUGAUCUAAUAAGCUGAGUUUCUUGUAAUUUUAUGUCAUAGCUGUGACCCUGCAAAGAUGUAAUAAGCUGAGUUUCUUGUAAUGUUAUGUCAUAGCUGUGACCCUGCAGUGAUGUAAUAAGCUGAGUUUCUUGUAAUUUUAUGUCAUAGCUGUGACUCUGCAUUGAAGUAAUAAGCUGAGUUUCUUGUAAUUUUAUGUCAUAGCUGUGACUCUGCAUUGAUGUAAUAAGCUGAGUUUCUUGUAAUUUUAUGUCAUAGCUGUGACUCUGCAUUGAUGUAAUAAGCUGAGUUUCUUGUAAUUUUAUGUCAUAGCUGUGACCCUGCAGUGAUGUAUUAAGCUGAGUUUCUUCUAAUUUUGCUGUCAUAGCUGUGACUCUGCAGUGAUGUUUUAAGCUGAGUUUGUUGUAAUUUUGCUGUCAUAGCUGUGACUGCAGUGUAGUAGUAAGUUGUUUCGUCUACUUUUGUUGUCAUAGCUGUGACUCUGCAGUCAUAUAAUAAAAUAAGCUGAGUUUCUUGUAAUUUUGCUGUCAUAGCUGUGACUCUGCAGUAAUGUAAUAAGCUGAGUUUCUUGUAAUUUUGCUGUCAUAGCUGUGACUGCAGUGUAGUAGUAAGUUGAGUUUCUUCUAAUUUUGUUGUCAUAGCUGUGACUCUGCAGUCAUAUAAUAAAAUAAGCUGAGUUUCUUGUAAUUUUGCUGUCAUAGCUGUGACUCUGCAGUAGUGUAAUAAGCUGAGUUUCUUGUAAUUUUGCUGUCAUAGCUUUGACUCUACAGUGAUGUAAUAAGCUGAGUUUAUUGUAAUUUGCUGUCAUAGCUGUGACCCUGCAGUGAUGUAAUAAGAUGAGUUUAUUCCAAUUUUGCUGUCAUAGCUGUGACUCUGCAGUGAUGUAAUACACCGUUUCUUGUAAUUUUGCUGUUAUAGCUGUGACUCUGCACUCACGUAAUUAAAUAAGCUGAGUUUCUUGUAAUUUUGCUGUCAUAGCUGUGACUCUGCAGUGAUGUAUUAAGCUGAGUGUAUUGUAAUUUUGCUGUCAUAGCUGUGACUGCAGUGAUGUAUUAAGCUGAGUUUCUUGUAAUUUUGCUGUCAUAGCUGUGACUCUGCAGUGAUGUAAUAUGCUGAGUUUCUUGUAAUUUUGCUGUCAUAGCUGUGACUGCAGUGUAGUAGUAAGUUGAGUUUCUUCUAAUUUUGUUGUCAUAGCUGUGACUCUGCAGUCAUAUAAUAAAAUAAGCUGAGUUUCUUGUAAUUUUGCUGUCAUAGCUGUGACUCUACAGUGAUGUAUUAAGCUGAGUUUCUUGUAAUUUUGCUGUCAUAGCUGUGACUCUGCAGUGAUGUAAUAAGCUGAGUUUCUUGUAAUUUUCUGUCAUAGCUGUGACCCUGCAGUGAUAUAAUAAGCUGAGUUUCUUCUAAUUUUGCUGUCAUAGCUGUGACUCUGCAGUGAUGUUAAUAAGCUGUUUCUUGUAAUUUUGCUGUUAUAGCGGUGACUCUGAACUCAUGUAAUAAAAUAAGAUGAGUUUCUUGUAAUUUUGCUGUCAUAGCUGUGACUCUGCAGUCAUAUAAUAAAAUAAGUGGAGUUUCUUGUAAUUUUGCUGUCAUAGCUGUGACUGCAGUGAUGUAAUAAGCUGAAUUUCUUGUAAUUUUGCUGUCAUAGCUGUGACUCUGCAGUGAUGUUAAUACGCUGUUUCUUGUAAUUUUGCUGUUAUAGCUGUGACUCUGCACUCACGUAAUAAAAUAAGAUGAGUUUCUUGUAA
Protopterus annectens (West African lungfish) is the source of this 2672-nucleotide messenger RNA. RefSeq names its product galectin-related inter-fiber protein (gene GRIFIN). Gene Ontology annotation, molecular function: carbohydrate binding. The transcript has 4 exons. The record is from RefSeq and is a predicted model, not a curated record. Lineage: Eukaryota; Metazoa; Chordata; Ceratodontiformes; Protopteridae. The coding region runs from base 65 to 484 and encodes 139 amino acids.